This is a messenger RNA of Amborella trichopoda, 907 nucleotides long. Its product is annotated as Chaperone DnaJ-domain superfamily protein. The record is from RefSeq and is a predicted model, not a curated record. NCBI's taxonomy places the organism in Eukaryota, Viridiplantae, Streptophyta, Magnoliopsida, Amborellales, Amborellaceae.
GCACGUGCCACACGCAAAUAGGUACAAGAUGCUCUAGGCGCAGAGAGCUCUGUAAACCAACUUACCCAACUCUCUCUCUCUCUCUCUCUAAAUUCUCUCUCUAAAUUCGUCGAAGAAGAGAGAGACAGGCGAUGGGCGAGGCUGAGGAUCUUCUGCUCAAGGAUUUCUUGGCUGAAGUCAGCGAAGUCGAGAGAGACAACGAAGUGGCCAGGAUUCUUUCAUGCUUCAAGUUAAAUCCUUUUGAGCAUCUGAACCUUCCCUUUGAUUCAGCCCCAGAUGAUGUGAAGAAACAGUACAGAAAGAUAUCAUUGCUGGUUCAUCCAGAUAAGUGCAAGCAUCCACAAGCAAAGGAAGCUUUUGCAGCAUUGGCUAAGGCUCAGCAGUUAUUGCUUGAUCAGCAAGAGAGGGAAUACCUUCUUAUUCAAAUUAAUUCUGCAAGAGAUGAAUUGAGAGCCAAGAGGAAGAAACAAUUAAAGAAAGACACUGCUUCUAAAUUGAAGUCGUUGGUUGAUGAGGGAAAAUAUGAGCAACAGUAUGAACGGUCUGAAGAGUUUCAGCAGCAACUAAAGAUGAAAGUACGUGAAAUACUAACUGAACAAGAAUGGCGUCGCAGGAAAAUGCAAAUGAGGAUAUCAGAAGAGGAAGGUCGAUUGAAGAAAGAUGAGGAAGAAGCAAAGGAAAUGUGGAAAAGAAAACGUGAGCAUGAGGAACAGUGGGAGGGAACAAGAGAGGAGAGGGUUUCGAGCUGGAGAGACUUUAUGAAGGCAGGAAAGAAGGGUAAGAAAGGGGAGAUUCGACCGCCUAAGCUCAAGACUGAAGAUCCAAAUAGGUCGUAUGUGCAAAGGCCAGUAAAACGAGGUUGAGAGAGAGAGAGAGAGAGAGAGAGAGAGAGAGAGUGGACGAGGUA